UAUUUUUUCCACGUUAUGCCAUCUGUGGACAUAACCGAAGAUCAUAGAAUUCACGUGUAAUAACCUUUAAAAUAACUAUACCAAUAAAUAGCCUUCACAUGGGCGCGUUUCUACACCGAUUUUCUAUUCCAUCGGCUCGCGCACGAAAUCACCGGGCUCAGUUCGGUCCGGUUCCUUCAGAUAGGAAGAAAUACACCAGACUCUUAUGAAAGAGGACGACGGGAGGACUGACUUGAUGAUGCACACCUAUAGUGGGAUUACUGUCUGGGACAAUUAUAAAAGAAUACAUUUCGGUCACCUGAUCCCGGAGCAACAGUAAAGUCGCCGUGACUGGAUUUACAAUGCUGAAAUGAAGAGAUCUGCUUGCUUUUAGUGACGGUGAGGACACGUUUAGCCAAGACAGUAACCCUUGGAUUCUUUCUUUCUUUAGAUUUCCCCAAAAUCUAAUUAAAAAUCCAGUCGGAGAUUUUGUCUGACGCGCUUUCGUUACGCGCUCGCGCUUCCAAAACGAGAAGACCGAGCAGAUUACAGUGCGCGUUAUUCAAUCUCCACUUAUUCACAGAGACAUUUACUCUCCGGGGGACAAUUCAAAUGCUUUUUAGUACAACAGAACAAUCUUGUUAGAAGACAACUGACAGAACCCAGGUGAUCUGAAGUGAACUGUCCGAGCCACUGCGGGAACAGUGACCCUGAGGGAAGUGAAGAUAUUUUUAAACACCGCCUGGAAUGGCUCAGACAAGGCGACACAAGGCACAUGGAAGACAUUAUUCCUCUCUCCUUUCUCAACCCAGAAUAACGAGGGCUCGCGGUGAAUGGAACAGAAUCAGAGCAGUGCGCUCCAGGGACAAAUCAGAGCAACGCAGUGCAAAUCCUAAUCAAUAGACCUCAUCGAUGAGUUCGUAUAUAAGGCUAAUGAUUGUGCUUGGACACGCUUACUUAAUCAUGCUGGAGGGAAAACGUUGCGCAACUGGGAGGAAAACCAGCAGCUUGUUAAAGUAACUGAAUGAUUUGCCAGUUUGUUAUAUUAGGUUUGUUUUCUCGGCGCAAUUGAAUAAAAAUCUAACCAUGUCAUACGGAUUUGGAUACUGGAACAUAGGACACCAUUUCAUGGCUUUGCAAAGACUAGUGGAAUUAUGGGGUGACUUCUGCUGUUUGUGAAAAAGCCAUGGAUGUAAAUUUCUCAUCGGUUCUUGACAGCAGUUUAGUGCGGCAUAAUUCGUCAAAGCGUGUUCUGACUGGCUGCUUUCUUUCUCUUCUCAUCCUGACCACUCUCCUGGGGAACACACUGGUCUGUGCUGCUGUCACAAAAUUUCGCCAUCUGCGUUCCAAAGUCACUAACUUCUUUGUUAUAUCAUUGGCUAUUUCGGACCUACUGGUGGCCAUUUUGGUGAUGCCGUGGAAGGCGGCUACUGAAAUUGUGGGAUUCUGGCCUUUUGGUGCUUUCUGCGAUAUCUGGGUGGCAUUUGACAUCAUGUGCUCCACUGCUUCCAUCCUGAACCUGUGUGUCAUUAGUGUGGACCGGUACUGGGCCAUUUCGAGCCCGUUUCGUUACGAGCGCAAAAUGACACCCAAGGUGGCGUUCAUCAUGAUCAGUGUGGCGUGGACCUUGUCUGUUCUUAUCUCCUUCAUCCCUGUACAGCUAAACUGGCACAAAGCACAAAGUGCAGGUUACAAUAAUCUCAAUACCACCUACGCUGAUGUUCCUCCAGACAACUGUGAUUCUAGUCUUAAUCGAACGUAUGCCAUUUCCUCUUCUCUCAUCAGUUUCUACAUUCCAGUAGCCAUCAUGAUUGUCACCUACACCCGCAUCUACCGCAUUGCCCAGAAGCAAAUCCGCAGGAUAUCUGCCCUGGAGCGUGCAGCAGAGAGUGCCAAAAAUCGCCACAGCCGCAGGGGCAACAGCAGCAGCAUAGAGUCUGAAAGCUCUUUUAAGAUUUCCUUUAAGCGUGAAACCAAAGUCCUCAAAACACUGUCGGUGAUUAUGGGGGUAUUUGUGUGCUGCUGGCUGCCCUUCUUCAUCCUCAACUGCAUGGUGCCUUUCUGCGAGCCCAAUGAAAGUGUGGACUUCCCGUGCAUUAACCCAACUACCUUUGACGUCUUCGUCUGGUUUGGCUGGGCUAACUCCUCACUCAAUCCUAUCAUCUAUGCGUUCAAUGCUGACUUCCGUAAAGCGUUUUCUACUCUUCUAGGCUGCCAACAUCUCUGUCCUGGCAGCAACUCUAUUGAAAUUGUGAGCAUCAACAACAAUGGAGCAUCCAGACAUGGCUCACACUAUCAGCCUAAGGGCCACAUCCCUAAAGGUGGUAGCAACAGCAGCUGUGUGAUCCCUCACAGCAUACUAGGCCAGAAUGAGGAUCUUCAGAAGAAGGAAGAGAAUACUCGGUUUAAGACCUUGGAGAAGUUCUCCCCCUACAUGUCAGACAACCUGGACAGUGAUGCUGACAUUUCCCUGGAAAAGAUUAACCCUAUCACACAGAAUGGGCAGCUCAAAUUCAUACCUUGCUGAACUUUAGGUAUUAUGAGCACAGAUUAAAACUAUUGAGUAACUAUACUAUUAAAAAACCCACUGUUUUUCAUGCUGGACUAAAUUACAAGCUACGCCGUAUUCAAAGAAUGUUUUGUUUGGAAGCACUUUAUCUGAAAAACUCUCUGCAAAAUACUGACAGCAUAUGUUGUCAACAUUAACAGGUUAGUUAUAUGUUAAAUAACUCCAAUAAAAAUGCAUUCAUACAUUUGCAUUUUAACGGUGUUCAUGUUUGCGUGUUUGUUCAUUUGUUACAGAAAUACUAUUCUAGGUGAAACAUAGACAAAUAGAAAAGAAACAGGUGAAGGUUGUUUUUUUUUUUUUUACAUGAAUAUGUUCACAAGUAGUGAUUUCCAUGUAUUUCCUGUCAGCAGUACUGUUUCUGUUAGUAGUGUUUCUAUUUUUUACUGUGUUUCAGUGUUGGCUUAGACAGCCAUUCCACAUGCUGCUAGUAAUUUUACUUGUAUUUCAAUGUAUUUGCUAAAAUCUUUAAAUUAGAUCAACGGUAUCACAUCUCUCUGUGACAUCAGCUGGAGGAAACAAAGAUUAUUUUUGUGAAUUGAAUUUGAAUAAUCAGCCAGAAAUUGUGGUGUAAAAUGGUGUAAAAUUCAGUUCAGCAAUAAACACAAUUAUUUUUCCUUUAUUGCACUUUUCCUUUGCAUCCCCAGUGCAGUAAUAUUGAACAGUCCUACAGUCCAAAGACAUGCUUCUAGACUGAUUGGAGUCUCUUAAUUCCCCGUGACCCGAGGAUAGAUCGGAUAAGCGGUAGAGACAAUGAAAUGAAAUAAUAAUAAUAAUAUUCACCUUAUAAUCAAUGCAGGACAAAAAUUAUUUGCACAUUGAGAUUGAAGACAGAAGAGGAAUUCUGUAUUGUAUUGUGUUCAAGCCCUGGACAAAUACACACAGACAGUUCUGGAUCUCUGUUGGUUUUCCAGGAUCAUGGGUAACCUUGCUUACAUUGAAAUGUAAUACAUGCCUAAGAAACAACAGAUUCACAGAUUCACAGAAAUGGGAGUCUGUGUAUGCAUCUUUUCAGUCUCAGCGCUGCCAUUUCUUUACUGCUCUUACACUCUGAAAGUGCCUGAAGCUGGAUUCUGAAGAGCUGUUAGAGGUUACAGGUGUACUGCAGUUCAUACCUAUGAUUUCUCAUAAUCUUGCAAACAGAAAUGUAACAGCCUAAAUAUAUAUAUAUAAACAAUAUGGUGUUUUUAACUAUCCUAUAAAAUAUUUUCACAAAUAUCUCUGGCAUGUGUGGGCAAAAGGCUUUUCAGAAGGACACAGGGAAGCAAGGUAGUUAAAUAUGCAUAUGACUAAAUAAGGUCAUGUUGUUAUAGUUGUGCCAGCUCUCCACUUAACUGUCUGGAGCUUCAUCUGAACAAGUUUUAGACAUUUAGACCAACUGUAUAGUUUGCAGAUAUUCAAGGGGAUAAGAGGCUGUGGUAGAAUUACAGCCUUUGUAGGCAUAAAAAAUAUCAUUCAAACACAGCACUUUACAACUUAAUUUCAGUAAAAAAAAAAAAUGGUCAAGGAUUUUAUAAUUUAUUCUACAGUUCCUGGUUAUCAGGAUACAGUGUUGUGUAUAACAAUCCACAUUCAACUGUAUUUUAAUAUCUGAAUUUCUGUAAAACUGCUUGGUGACACAUGCUAAGAGGACUAUUUGAAACAGAACUGAAUAAAUUGCAAUAAUGUUUUGUGUCAGAUUUAAAGAACACUGUUGCGAAAAGAGAGAAGUGUAAUGGCAAUGGGGCAAUUAGUUUACUAAGACCGCUUUCAUUUCGUUAAACAGCCAGAUUAGCAUUUCAGAUUAACCAGGGUGGCAUUUAAACAAGUCCCAGCUGCCAUUCCAGCUAAUGCUAACGUGUCUUAAUCGAGACUCCGAGGACCAUUUUUCAGAUUAAUUUAAUUAGGUGUGAAUACAUUACAGAAGAAAAGUUUUCGUUUUUUUCUUGCCAUUUCUGUUUCCUAUUUUAAAGAAGCCUGGCCUCAUUGGCACCAGCGCAGAAUUUUCUUAUCUUUUUCUUAUUUCUUUCUCCAUUAAAGUUUCAAAGUUCUUUUUCUUUUGUUUUUUGCCUUCGUGUGCUAUUUCAUAACCAGCUAGUGCCACAGCAAACUGUAAAUGUAAACUAAAUGGGUGUAAAAAUGUACAAAUAUACAAAAGCAGGUGUAAACACAAUAGCUUUUUAU
Molecule: messenger RNA, 4708 nt
Organism: Hemibagrus wyckioides
Lineage: Eukaryota; Metazoa; Chordata; Actinopteri; Siluriformes; Bagridae
Gene: drd1b
Product: dopamine receptor D1b
Exons: 2
Coding region: 1166-2506 (446 amino acids)
Biological process (GO): adenylate cyclase-activating adrenergic receptor signaling pathway; vasodilation; G protein-coupled dopamine receptor signaling pathway
Cellular component (GO): plasma membrane
Molecular function (GO): G protein-coupled receptor activity; dopamine neurotransmitter receptor activity, coupled via Gs
Source: RefSeq, a predicted model, not a curated record